AUGGAAGAAAUAAGAAGUGAUUUAAUUUCUGAAAAUAGCUUCGACUCACACAAUAAAAGCAGUAAAAAACGAGAUUACAAAUAAUAUUCUCAGUAGAAUGAAGCUGAAGAAUUUACUUUAGGAGAGCUUGAAGAAAGGAAUAAAUUUAAAUUAUAUAGCGAAAGAAUAUACUAAAAUGAUUCUAUUGACUAAGCUCAUUAAAAUGUUUCUAAGAGCGAGUAUACCUGCUUUCCUCCUAUUAAAUUCAGAUAAAACGAAUAGUAAGAAAAUUAACCUAAAAAUAAAUUGACUGAUUUUUACAUGAAUCAACUAGUGCAUCAUAAAAAUCUGAAAACGAACAAGCAUUUCAUUAACUUUCGCGCUCUAUUUUAUGAAGACCCUUUCUAUAAAGAAAAAAAUUUAUGCCCGAAAAAGACCUUAAUUUCUGCCUUUUUGACUACUAAAGGUUUAGAUGAAGAACUUGUGCUUCCUUUAGUGAAGGCAAAUGUCAAAGUAGUUAUUGCUGAUGAUAAGAUAAAAUAAUGGAAUGAGAAAAGAAAUGUGAUUAAAAAUCAUUAAUAUUUUGAAAAUUUUACAAUAGUUUAUCCUCCAAAAGACUAUCUUUCUAAAACUUGGGGUUGCUUUCAUUCGAAAUUGUGGAUACUUAAAUUCCCUAAAUUUCUUAGAAUAGUGAUUGGGACAGGAAAUUUAAGAAUUCUUCACUGGACUAACUGGUCAAAUAUUAUAUGGUUUAAAGAUUUUGAAUUGAUACCAUAACAAAUUUAAGUUUCUUAAAGCUUAGACUAUUUUAAUAGUAAUAUCUCAAUAGGAUCUAAAGGAGUCAAAGUUGUUAAUCUAGAAAAAAAUUAUAGAAACAUAAAUGAUGUAGAUAUGAAUGAGGAUUUUAUAGAUGUGCUUAAUGAAUUUAUAGAUAAAAUAUGUCCCUAUUUUGAUGUUAAGGAGAUGCUUGAUAUUAAUUUAAGAAAUUAUUAAAUAAAAGGAAUUAAUUUUAUGCUUGUUUCCUCUCUUCCAGGAAAGUUUUCAGGCUCUUAAAUACAUGAUUAUGGAAAGAUGAGGAUCAGAAAAAUUUGUUAAGUAUUCAAUCCAAGAAAUAUUGACUCAAAAAAAGUUCUAUACUCUCAAAGCACUAGCUUAGGUACUAUAGACAGAACCUUUGUUAAUGAAUUUUUGUUUUGCUUUUUACCUUAUCAAUUUUGCAGCGAAAUAGAGCUUAAAGAUAAAGUGAAAAAAAAUGACCCAGAAAAAAAUGAUGAAAUUAGAUUAAUAUUCCCUUCUAAGGAUUAUAUUUAAAAUAAAACUCUAGAUGGAGCUGGCUAUUCUGAUACUUUAUUUUUAACUAGUAAAAGAUACUAAAAAGAGUCUUUUCUUAAAAAUAUAUUUUACUAAUUUUAAUGCAAGUAAAUGGAUUCUUUGGGUGAAUCCCAAGAUAAACAAAAAGGAAUUAUUCCUCAUUUUAAGACUAUGAUAGUCUGUGAGUAAAAUGGAGAAAUAAAUGAUGAUUCAAUCAUUUAUAUUGGAAGUCAUAAUUUUUCUGAAGCAGCAUGGGGAAAGCUAAAUAAAGAUAAUACUCAGCUUUACAUAAGUAAUACAGAAUUAGGAAUAUUAAUUCCACCCUUAAAAGGAUCGUAAGAAAUAAAAGAAGAGAUUAUUGAAAUAAUGAAUUAUAAAUUUCCAGCUAAGCCGUAUAGAGAAAAAGAAAAACCAUAUAUUAGUGAUAUUGAUCAUCCAAUAUUUUAAAAAUGA
Tetrahymena thermophila SB210 is the source of this 1743-nucleotide messenger RNA. Its product is annotated as tyrosyl-DNA phosphodiesterase family protein. Gene Ontology annotation, biological process: double-strand break repair; single strand break repair. Gene Ontology annotation, cellular component: nucleus. Lineage: Eukaryota; Ciliophora; Oligohymenophorea; Hymenostomatida; Tetrahymenidae. Gene Ontology annotation, molecular function: double-stranded DNA binding; 3'-tyrosyl-DNA phosphodiesterase activity; single-stranded DNA binding. The transcript has 6 exons. The record is from RefSeq and is a predicted model, not a curated record.